AUGUAAGAAGAAUGUUACAGUGAAGGAUAAAUUAUCAAUACCUUUGAUUCAGCAACUGGUGAUAGUUGUGUUUAUCUAAUUACAUUUGGAAAAGUGGAGGUACUUUAAGAGUUUUAGUUUGAUGAGAACAACGAAGAUUUAACGUUUUGUUUAUUUAUUUUUAGAAACUUUUUUUUAAAUGAAAAAAUAUAAAAAAGGAUUUAAUAUUAGUGUGAUGAUAAAAAAAAGAUGAUUGACUAAUAAAAUGAUGGUAAAAAAACCAUUAAAAUACUUAAGGUAGGAGAAUACUUUGGUGAGUGUGAGUUUUUUACUAAUAGUCCUCUUCCAUACAUAGUCAGAAGUUAAAAAUAUACAACUGUUGCCAAAAUAAAUACAAGUAAAUUCAUUGAGAUUGUUAAAAAAAAUAAGCAAGACUACUAGAAAUACUAAGAAAUCAAGCAUCGAAUACAAUUAAAUAAAGAGACUUAUGCUAUUUCAACAAAAUGUUUAAUUUGUUCAUCAUAUUAUCACCAUUUCAUAGAUUGUAGUGUCACUCAUUAUUUUAAAAGAUCUAAAAUAUUGCUUUUUAAGUAUAUACACUCUCCAUUUCAGUAAAGAAAUGAUCAAUUUAUUAGGAAAAGAGAAAAGCAAUAACACUAAUUUGAUAAUGGGACAUCAACUUAAAAAGUAUCUAUGAAUGAAGACGAUGAAAAUACGAGCUACAUAGAAAAUGAGUUUAACUAUGGAAUGGAUUAUUCAUAAUAACAAAUCUAAAGUACACAGCAUAUUAGUCAAAAGUAUAUAAAUAAAAAUAUGAAUAUAGAGACAGAAACUAUAGAAGAAGUAGAGAAUGAUGAUGAAUCAAAUAAAUACAACUAUCCAAAUAAAUCUUCUCUUGAAAAUGUAAACUAAAUAAUCAACAAUUCCAAAAAAGACCAAUAGUAUGUUAAAUCUAAUACAUUUGGAGAUACUUUUAGGAAUAACUCAUAGGUCAGUAAAUUAGCUAUACAAAGAUAGAGUUUAAGAUAAUCUCUUCUUAAUAGGAGAUUAAGUUAUGAUAAGAAGGAAUAAUUUGAAAAACCUAUUUUUAAAGAAAGAAUUCAAAAACAAACUAGCAUUAAUAUCUUUUAAGAAUAAGGAUAAUAAGCUUAAAUAGCAUAAAAAACACAAAAUAAAUAUUCUGUAUUUGAAUUGCUUAAAAAGUAGAUAAAUGAUACUACUUAGUAGAUUGACUCUAACUCUUCAGAAAAUGAAUAAAACUAAUAAGCUUCUAUUUAAGAAAUAAAUUAAAGGGUGCCUUCGCUUUCCCUUAGUCAAAGAAAUAGCUUAUAGUAAGCUUUUAAGUAAUAUCCAUUAUUUAACUAGUAAUACCAAAUGAAUAGCCUUACUUAUGGAUUCGAAACAUUAUUAAAGAUGAAAUGGGAUACUUCUAUCUACUAUUGGGAGUUUGAUAAAAAGUGCGAAUUUCUAUAUUUUUUUCCUCACCACAAUUUUAAGCAUGUUUUCAAAAAAAUUAUGAAAAAACAUAUCAUUUGGAAAGAUAAAAAAAGAUAAGGUUUUAGAAAAAGCUUUUAACUGAUUCCUAAUACGAAUAGUAUAAAAUGA
Tetrahymena thermophila SB210 is the source of this 1584-nucleotide messenger RNA. RefSeq names its product cyclic nucleotide-binding domain protein. The record is from RefSeq and is a predicted model, not a curated record. The transcript has 3 exons. NCBI's taxonomy places the organism in Eukaryota, Ciliophora, Oligohymenophorea, Hymenostomatida, Tetrahymenidae.